AUGCUAGCGUACGCCGACUCUCUCACCCGCCCUAUUGAGUCCUGCAAACCUCGACCAAUCUCGCGGAGCUACUUGCAGGGGCUUAAGUUGAUGCAGCAUUUCAAUCAACUCCAUGACGCUGACCUUGAAACCGUCAUCUACCACAUUACUUCAUCUGCCUAUCUUCUCGAGAUGUCCAUGCAUCACAUGUCCCUACAGAGCAUCACACAGGGGUUUCAAAUUGCGCUGAAAAUCGGACUCAAUAACCAAGCUCUAUGGCCAAGUGACGAUUGCGAAUUGGUUUCCCGUCAGGGACUUUGGUGGACACUAUAUUUCCUUGACAAGCGCAUUACCCAAAAAUGCGGCAUCACAUACUUUCUGCGUGAGGAUGAAAGUGCGGUGAGCGACUUCAGCAAAGUCCACAGCGAUAUAGGCUCUAGCAAGUACGAAGUUUUGCAAAGCCUUGUUUCAUUUAGUCGUUUAUGGGCUCAUAUUUGGGACGGCUUCUUUUCACCCCAAGCUCCAAAGGCUGAUGACUGGGAAGAAUCGCAGAUGAUGGAUACCCGAAUUGUUCUUUCUUAUCGGCAAAUACCUUCAAGCCUUCAUUGGAAGUCUUCCAUGGUCGCAGAGUACAUGUGCGUUGAAGGGGCAGCACAUAUCCGCCAGAGGCUGAUUGGAUUUUUGCGAUUCCAAUCCCUCCGUCUGAGUAUUCGCCAUAAGGCUCUCACUUCUAAGGAACAUGACCUAGAGCGCCGCAAAACAUCGGUUUCAAUCUGCGAGGCAAUCAUCGAAGCAAUUCGAAGCUAUAUGAUCACAACCACUUCUCUGAAGCCAUCCGGCUAUAUUCUGACUACCGCAUUGGUCGAAAGUCUUUACCAUCUCAUCCCAGAAGAGUGUCACCCAGCCCCCGUAGUCUCAAAUGAACUUCUCAGGCAAAUGGUGUACGGCGCCAGCCAACUUCUUCAAACGCUGUCCAAAUCAGUCGCAACAGCAUCCAAGGUAUACCAAUAUCUACAGGAUCUUCUGCCUUCCGACAAUGGGUUUAAACCCCCUGAGAAACUCACAGCAUCUCCUCCACGGCAAGACCCAGCGAAUCAAAGCCUCCCAUUGGAUUGUUCUGCGGAUCUGGACAUAUUCUCUCAGACAUUUUGGAAAACCUUCGUCGAUCGAUCGGAACAGGAUAGAAGCUCAGCGGCACAUACUCAUUCAGAGCCACAGAACCAGAAAUUUCUGUCUUCUAUGUUUAUACCUGAAAGUUUGCCGACCGACGGUUGUCCUUACAAAUUGGACGAACUACAGUGUCAUCUUCUCAUGGGCAUGGACCCUGAGGAGAUGGUGUUCGGGGCUCCACUUUCUUCAGAUUGUUCCGCGACAGACUUCAGAGGGGAUCUUUUCUAA
Messenger RNA from Penicillium longicatenatum, 1377 nucleotides. Its product is annotated as fungal specific transcription factor domain-containing protein. The coding region runs from base 1 to 1377 and encodes 458 amino acids. NCBI's taxonomy places the organism in Eukaryota, Fungi, Ascomycota, Eurotiomycetes, Eurotiales, Aspergillaceae. The transcript is spliced from 2 exons. The record is from RefSeq and is a predicted model, not a curated record.